Messenger RNA from Egretta garzetta (little egret), 936 nucleotides. RefSeq names its product olfactory receptor 14C36. Gene Ontology annotation, biological process: G protein-coupled receptor signaling pathway. The transcript has a single exon. The record is from RefSeq and is a predicted model, not a curated record. Lineage: Eukaryota; Metazoa; Chordata; Aves; Pelecaniformes; Ardeidae. Gene Ontology annotation, cellular component: membrane. The coding region runs from base 1 to 936 and encodes 311 amino acids. Gene Ontology annotation, molecular function: G protein-coupled receptor activity; olfactory receptor activity.
AUGUCCAACAGCAGCUCCAUCACCCAGUUUCUCCUCCUGGCAUUUACAGACACGCGGGAGCUGCAGCUCUUGCACUUCUGGCUCUUCCUGGGCAUCUACCUGGCUGCCCUCCUGGGCAACGGCCUCAUCAUCACCGCCAUAGCCUGUGACCACCACCUCCCCACCCCCAUGUACUUCUUCCUCUUCAACCUCUCCCUCCUCGACCUGGGCUCCAUCUCCACCACUCUCCCCAAAGCCAUGGCCAAUUCCCUCUGGGACACCAGGGCCAUCCUUUACGCGGGAUGUGUUGCCCAGGUCUUCUUUAUAUUCUUCUUGUUUGGUGCAGAAUAUUCCUUUCUCACCAUCAUGGCCUAUGACCGCUACGUUGCCAUCUGCAAGCCCCUGCACUAUGGGACCCUCCUGGGCAGCAGAGCUUGUGCCCACAUGGCAGCAGCUGCCUGGGGCAGUGCUUUCCUCUAUGCUCUCCUGCACACGGCCAAUACAUUUUCACUACCCCUCUGCCAAGGCAAUGCUGUGGACCAGUUCUUCUGUGAAAUCCCCCAGAUCCUCAAGCUCUCCUGCUCAGACUCCUACCUCAGGGAAGUUGAGCUUCUUGUGGUCAGUGGUUUUGGUUUUUUGGGAUGUUUUUUUUUCAUCAUGGUGUCCUAUGUGCAGAUCUUCAGGGCCGUGUUGAGCAUCCCCCUUGAGCAGGGACGGCACAGAGCCUUUUCCAUGUGCCUCCCUCACCUGGUUGUGGUCUCCCUGUUUGUCAGCACUGGCAUGUUUGCCUAUCUGAAGCCCCCCUACAUCUCCUACCCGUUGCUGGAUCUGGUGGUGGCUGUUUUGUAUUCAGUGCUGCCUCCAGCAGUGAACCCCCUCAUCUACAGCAUGAGGAACCAGGAGCUCAAGGAUGCACUGAAGAAGUUGAUGCAAUCAGCUGUCUCUUGGCAGCCUUAA